UCGAUCCGUACAGUUAUGAUGCAUUCCGAAUGAUGACGUUCCAAGUGUGCGACUUGAGAUAAGCGACAACUCGGCAUCGCCUACGGAAUGGGGACCCAAGUAAAAGAUGUGAUCAUCAAACCUGAUGCUCCCACCACACUUCUUCUGGACAAACAUGCAGACUACAUUGCUGCUUAUGGCUCCAAGAAAGAUGACUAUGAAUACACUCUGUCAGAAUACUUAAGAAUGAGUGGCAUUUACUGGGGCCUGACUGUAAUGGAUCUGAUGGGCCAGUUGGGCCGCAUGAACAGGGAUGAGAUCAUAGAGUUUAUCAAGUCUUGUCAACACGAGUGUGGAGGCAUCAGUGCAAGCAUCGGCCAUGACCCUCAUCUGCUCUACACACUCAGUGCUGUGCAGAUCCUUACACUGUAUGAUUGUGUAAAUGUGAUUGAUGUGGACAAAGUGGUGGAGUAUGUGAGGGCACUACAGCAGGAGGAUGGCUCGUUUGCAGGGGAUAAAUGGGGUGAAAUAGAUACGAGAUUUUCCUUUUGUGCAGUUGCAACACUAGCAUUGUUGGGCCGACUGGAUGCUAUUAAUGUAGACAAGGCUGUGGAGUUUGUCCUCUCGUGUAUGAACUUUGAUGGAGGCUUUGGCUGUAGGCCUGGAUCAGAGUCGCAUGCCGGUCAGAUUUACUGUUGCACAGGUUUCCUGUCCGUCACAGGGCAGCUCCACCAGGUCAAUGCUGAUCUGCUAGGUUGGUGGCUGUGUGAGAGACAGCUACCGUCUGGAGGCCUCAAUGGACGACCCGAAAAGUUGCCUGAUGUCUGUUACUCCUGGUGGGUCCUUGCCUCACUGAAAAUCAUUGGCAGAAUUCAUUGGAUAGAUAAAAUGAAACUGCGCAUGUUUAUACUGGCCUGUCAGGACGAGGAAACCGGAGGCUUUGCUGAUAGGCCAGGAGACAUGGUGGACCCGUUCCACACUCUGUUUGGUGUGGCAGGGUUAUCCCUGCUGGGAGACGAGCAGAUUAAAGCAGUGAACCCUGUCUUCUGUAUGCCUGAAGAUGUGCUUCAGAGGAUUGGCCUCCAGCCAGAACUUUUGAGCUAAGCGGCUCCGCUCAGCCUGUCCUGUCCUGCCCUGGGCCUUGAGUAACAUGAAAAUUUUGUCAUAGUUCAGGAUCCCAGCACCAAGGGGAAAGCACUGGAUAUAAGUGUCAGUAUGGCUGUUAUCACUAAAAAAAAAAAAAAGUUAGGCACACAGUAUAGAGGGACCAGUGACUGCUGGGAUGGUUUAAAAAAAAAAAAAGACACUUGAUGUUGAGUCCCUUGGCAUUGACAGGAGCACUGUAGUCUUUCUUAUGUCAGGUCUGUAUGUGUCACUACAGAGAACUUGUCUGUGAUAUGGUGUGUAUGGGUUUACAUCCCUUGAGUAUGUAUCACCUGAUCACAACCAUAUUUCAUUUCCUAAUUUAAAACCUCACUGUGUUUUUAGAGUUGCAGCAGAAGAAUACUGAAUCUAAAGAAGUGUUCAGUAUAUUUACCACAGCAAUAUUUAACACCACUUCAGGAAUCUGAGCAAACGGCAUGCAUUUGUAUUCGUGUACACCGGGAAAAGGUUUAGUAUAUAUGUUAAUGCAUUUUCUCAUAGUAACACAUAUCCAGCCCACAUACUAGUCAUGCUAAACAUGAUACUGGUUUUAAGUACACCUUAUCAAAAAUGACCUUCAACACUGGACAUUUUUAGUGGAACUGUGUUCUUUAUGCCCUGUUUCAGUGUAUCACCAUGAAUAGUUCACUUUACAAAAUGCAAUAGAAAUUUCCCAUUGUGUGGUUCAGAACUAAACAGAACGGCCUAGAACCAGGUCACGGAGCUAAGCACCCUGUGUGAUCACCUUCUCAUAUGCACUGUAUAGUACUUUUUAAAGAAGGACUGAGAUUGGGUGUAGUGUUUCUGUCUGGGUCUGUUUUGUAAUUCUGAAUCGUACCUAAGUAUGUUUCCAGUUUUGAAGGCUGUAUCUUCCAACAUGUUUGGCGUUUCGA
Molecule: messenger RNA, 2015 nt
Organism: Chanos chanos (milkfish)
Lineage: Eukaryota; Metazoa; Chordata; Actinopteri; Gonorynchiformes; Chanidae
Gene: rabggtb
Product: Rab geranylgeranyltransferase subunit beta
Exons: 9
Coding region: 88-1083 (331 amino acids)
Biological process (GO): protein geranylgeranylation
Cellular component (GO): Rab-protein geranylgeranyltransferase complex
Molecular function (GO): Rab geranylgeranyltransferase activity
Source: RefSeq, a predicted model, not a curated record